AUGGCGGGAACGACAGAAGAGAAACCGGAACCAGUGGGAAGAUCCAUUUUUUUGGACGUAAGAAUAUGUGAGAUCUUGAAACAUUUAUUCUGUAGAGCAUUCAAUGUUCUUAAAAAAGGUCUUUUUGUCCUAGGUUUUCCGGAGAGCAGACAAAACCGGUGAGUGCCCAGUCUGCCUAGUGACGUGACAAAAUCGCUGACCCACAAAAAAUUCCGACAGACUACUGCUUCGUUGCAAGCUAAUUUGGACAAAUACAAGAUCUCACAAGUAGUAUCCGGCCCGGUUCAGGCGCCGAACUUUUCAUGAGCCGAACCUAAUUCGAAUUAAGGCCGACCGAAACUAUUUAGACUGCCUGAAUUGAUUCAGACGCCGAUCUUAAUCGAACUAAAUUCCAAAGGCUACAAAUGCUCAUUUUGGUCAAACAGAUUGGAAAACACGUUAUUAUAAUUUAUGCAUUAAGUUUGGUACAAGAAGAGUUCUGCCUCUGAAUCAAAACCGUUCCAAAGUCGUUCCACAGUCGAAAUUCCGGGCCGGGCUGGGCGUGAAGAACUGCUGAGCCGUUCCAAAUUGAAAUAGGUGUUUCUUAAUUGAUUCAGACGAACCUUCCAUGUACUUAUGCUGAACCGAGGUUGAAACAGAAAAUGAUUGGGGGGGUGGGGGGAAGAAGGCAGUGAGAUAAUUAUGGGCACGAUCCACCGAACCAAAAUUUCUGGAAAUUUCGGUCCAAGACUGACAUUUUCCGUUUUCCCAUGAGAAGUAAAAUAAUAUGGAUCUGUUCAGUCCAACCGGAAAAGUUUUGAAAACACUGGUCCACUUUUUGAGGUGGACCACUUUUCCUGGUGGGAUUGGUCAGAAUUUUGGUUGAGUGGAUCGCACCUUAUAUUCUCGCUGCUUUCUCUCCUCGCCUUCAUCCCCCACCCCCUUGAUCCUUGUCUUUUUCAUCCUCGGUUCAGCUUUCCCGCAGUUGUAUCUCUUACUACAAAAGAUAAAACACACCAAAAAAAAAAAUGCCAGCUAAGCAGGCUAUGUCCUAACUUUGCAUCUGACCCCAAGGUUUGCAGAUUAACCCUUCUUGCCUUGAUCUGAGUAUGUUUUUUGCUGUCAUAUGUACUUUGACAGGGGCAGGGAUAAAAUUGUGGGGGAUGUGUGAUCUACUCCAUUAACCCCGGGAGACUUCUGUAUCAGGGGGAGGGGGUUGUCCCAAUCUGAAUGUGGCUCAGGCUUCAUUGACCCUAAAGGCGAGACUAUACUGAAACAGACAAUAAAAUAAGACCAAAAAUAUAGUGAUUUUCUUAUUGAUAUCAAAUUCAACAUUGUUUACAAAUGCUUUCUUACAACACAAUGUGUAAGACAGCAUUGUUUGUUUGUUUCUUUGUUUGUUUGUUUUUUUUUUGUCAGGUUUCGCUUUAUAUGGAAUCCUUAGCAAUACCUGCCUGACAAUUAUAUUGACCCUCCAUCCUAAACACUCUAAGUGAGACCAAAAUCUGCAAUUUUCACUCCUUAGUAAGAUGACAAUCAUCCCUGUACUGGGUCCCUCUCCUAAAUAAAGGGUCUCAAUAAAAAUCCUGUAACUCAAAUCGUCAUCCCAACCCCCCUCCCCCCCUUCCCAGGCCUUUAGCCUGCAUUGGCAUGAAGGCAUUUUCUUUGGGGACAUGAAUCAUUAUGCUUGCAUAUAAAGUAAAGGAAAUAGUCCUUCUUUUGCCUAAUGCCUACCUCAAGGGUUGAUAUUUCUACUCUCUCUAAUCUUCCUCAGUGGUAAAAGCUAGGUGGUGGCCAUGGUAUUUAAUCAGCAUAAACAAGCAGCUUUUACUUGCCUAAAAAUGUACUUGCCAGGGCUCAAAGUUAACGACUAACUGUUCGCAUAUGCGACUGGAUUUUUGGUUGUGCGCCUGAAAAUUCAUGUGUAAUCGCACCUGUGCACUGUAAAACCCAAAGCACAGUGCGACUGACUUGCUUCUGACCAUACUUACGUACUAGAACUAGUAAGAUGUCAAACAGUAGCUUCAAGUGAUGAAAGUAAAAGUAAUGGAGAAUAGCACAACCAGGCUCUAAAUAAUAGGUUGCAUUGUUUUCCCUUCAUCUGUGUAUGUUUAAUUCGUAUUUUCUGCCAAUGGAUUCCACGAACUCGAAUGUUCAUUUUUGUUUCAAUGUUUUACUCCAUCCCAGACUCUUCUGUUGUGUAAUAAACGCCGCUGGCACAUGCAAAUAUGCUAUGAACGAAAUACGUGCUUUUUGCACAAUGGACGAUCAUGUCGAACUUUCAGUUUAAGGUCGAUCAAAACAAAAACAGUGUAAGGAAGUUUUUAAGUCAUAUCCCAGAUACAUGUAAGUAAUUGCGCAUUUAACAAAUUCAUUAAAGAUUAAUUUUCAUUCUCGCUCGACACACUCAUUGUUGUCAGUUUUGAAUUUCUUUUCAAGUGUAAGUGUUCUUUAGUCACAACUGUACUGUCGAAAAGAGAAAUUAGUAUUAAAACACAACAGUAUUACUGCAUAUAGCAAAUCGGCUGUUUUUAUCAAUCACAGGACUGAAAUAAAAGUAACAAACUGAAGAUGACAUAUAAACGUGGGAUGCUCCCAACGUUAUAAGCUGUGCUCCUAAACUUUUCAGUUGUUCGCCUAAAAUUUCGGCAGUGCGCCUAAAAAUUUACAUCUGGUAGCACCAGUGCUCUUAAAGUCAAAUUUAAACUUUGAGCCCUGGUUGCAGUGCAGGCUAGACACCUUCAGUUGCAUCUAGACCCACACGGGAUACUGAGCAUGGAUUUUAAUAUUGCAACUGAACUUGGUAUUCCAGUGGGUCUCUUAUUCACUAUUUGCUCAUUGCCCAUACAGUUGAACCUCGAUUAUCCGGACUUGUUGGGACUUGAGUAAAAAGUGCGGAUAAUCGAGGGUAAACAAGCUAAAUUAUGGGCAAGCUAUAUUAUGAGCAAUGUGAAAAAGAAAUGUUAAAAUAAUAGCUGAAUUAAAUCUUCUUUAAAUAAUACUUUUACUCCUUCCAAGCCCAGCUGGACAUGUUUUUUUUUUUACUUAAAUGUAGAUGAUGGAGCCCUUUCCUUAGAGGAAUUUAAAGCAUUUUUCAGUGAUGGGAUUUUGUCAAGUGAAGAUUUAGAGAAGCUGUUCCAUGAUAUUGACACCCACAAAACAAAGUAAGCAUGACUAAUCACUAUCUUCACACCAUAACAAAUAAUAUUUUAAAAAUCAAGGAAAGCAUGUAGCAGCAGCAUUUUACCAGCGCUGAACAGCCUCUGAACACUCAAUGAUUCUUAUGUUAAAGGAUAAGGGUUAGGAAACUGGAUGAAUCAAGUUCUUUUUAAUAAUUAUACAGAGCAAAAUGAACUGUAUUUUGGCUAGCCUGUUCCAGGCAUUCAGUUAGUAGAGCGCAGCGGUCAGAUGGUGGGGAGCAAGUUAAAUUGCACACCGGGAAAACAAGAGGAAAAAAAACGGGGGAGAAUGGGGCGAGAGCAAGGGAAUGCCUGUAAACAUUCUUAACAAAGGAUUGUUCCGGUAUACUGGAUCUCUUAUUGGUGGAUUAUGACAUCUGUUAACACUCGAGCACUCACUGGUGACAUUGAUGAGGAAUGCGAUAUGCAGGGAGAGGGACAUCUGUUAUCGAAUCAUGUGGACAUUAUAGCGACUAUAAACAACACAAUCAAGCAUUUCCUGUAUGUCAAAUCUUUUUGUGAUGAGCAGAAAAUUUGCUUGAAUCUCGUUCGCCAAGGCCAGGACGUUUUUGCAAUUCUUCCAACAGGCUCUGGGGAGAGCUUGAUUUUUCAACUCUUUUCACUAAUAAUGAAUGUAAUCAAAGGAAAAGUUGGCAUGUCAAUUUCCACAAUCAUCAUCAUUGCACCUCUCGUAACCAUAAUGAAAUACCAAGCUCAAGCGAUUUGGAAAAACACCAGCAACAGCCAUAGGUUGGGGGCAGGAGGAAGGCAUGGACAAAGGCAUGGACAAAGGCAUGGCAAUGUGGGGAAAGUGUGAGAUCAUUAAUACAAAUUUUAUGGAAGCCCAGAAAGCCAAAAAAAAUCUUGUUUGAAAGUUUUUAAUAUCUAGCCCCAAUAAAAAGAUUAAGGCCUUCACAGAGGUCAAAGAAAAUCAGUACUUAACUGCAUCUGAAAUCAAAUCCUUUCCGAAACAAACUGCAGGAAAAUGAUAAUUCUGCUCAGUAUGCAUGAAACAGACCAGCAUCAAGACCUCUUUAUAGAGUUAUUAGUGUUAGACUCGGUGCGGCAGGAAUUAGAUGUGCUCAGUGAAAAGAAGGAAAACCUCUAACAUUGUUUAUUGAAAGCUAAUUCAAAGGUCACGUUUUACAUGAUCACAAGCUUAUAGUUCACAUCUAGCCUGUCAACAGUUUAUUUCACAAUUCAGUCAAACUGUAGUUUGUGUUACAGUUGCACAGUUAAUGGUCAAUUAAGAGCGGAAAGAGCCCCUGUAAGGGAAUGUUUACAGGUGUUCCCUCCCCUUUUCCCCUCAAUAUUAUUUUUCUCUCCUUGAAUUUUUCUCUUGCACUCUACUACAGUAAAACUCCACGUAUAAGAACCUGGAUUUUUUAAUUUAGCCUUAACAGGUUGUUAUAUAAAUGGUACUUAAAGCAAAUUUAGACUACCAAGGUUCUUAAAGUAGGUUCUUAUAUUUUCAUAUGAAAUUCAUUUAAAUAUAUUAAUUUUUUAGAAAUAUCAUCUCAUAAUACAAUAUGAAUCAUUUAUUCCAUACAGUAAUGCCCAGAUGAUGAGAUGAUGAUCUUAAUUCAGCAGUUUCGACCUAUACACUUCAGGGCUUCAGAUAUUUCGCGGAAAAAAAAGCAAAAUUUUGCGGGAUUUUCACACUUUUACAGCAUCUCCACUGAUAAGAACGUAACUUAAAAUUUUAGCCUUAAUAGGUUUUUAUGUGGAGAGGGGGCUUAAAAUGAAAAUUUUAGCCUGAUAGGUUCUUAAAAGCAAGGUCCUUAUACGCAGGGUUUUACUAUAUCUGAAUGCCUGGAACAGGCUAAAUUUUGGUAGAUCUAACUUAUGAGUAUUGGAGGCUUCCUCAGACCCCUGCCCUGCUGCCUCUUCUUCAACAGAUUUGAAGAUUGCUUUGACUUCUUUUUGAUGCCAGGAAAGCUUAAUGAUUGAGUUGAUUUGAAUUUCAUUUUAAUAGUCUUUUCCAAUCACAAAUUUCAUUUAUUUUUUUAUUUCAGUAACUUAGACACUUCUGAGCUGUGUGGUAUGUAAAACUACUGUCAUUUGUUGCUUAAUCUUUAACAUUUAUUUUCUCUGGCCCCCUGACAAAUAGUCUUUGGUGUUAUUACAGAUAACUUAUUAUAUCUAUAGCCCUUAAAAAGUGUAAAGAAGAAUACAACAAAAUUUAUUUUUUAAAUAUUUUUCUGGUACAAGAUUUUCGUCCACUGAAAAUUGAAAUAAUUACUCAAUUUCCUGAUGGAUUCCAUCUUGAACCUGUGUUAUGGUUAAUUAUUAAUUUUUUUCUCUUUAUCAUACUUUAAAAAAAUAAUUUUUUUACUGUAUGUUAGACCUUAACUUAUCUGUGGAGUUCUAAUAAAUAUAAUUUAUAAAAGUUGAAAAAAGCUUGUUAUGUAACAAAAAUAAAUAGGUGAUAUCAGGGCUUGGAAAAAACUUGAAUUGCAGCUUUUCUUUAGGCGGCAUCUCAUGUUUUGCUUACCCUAGGCUACUUCUUGCUCAUCUUAGUUCAUGAUUUUAUUAGAGAAUGACUUGCCUGGAUCAUUGCCCAUUUUGCAAGUGAGCCUUCAAAGUUACUUGCCCUGUGAAAAAAAUCUACCUGUCCUGGACUACCAGACGCGACUUUUUUUUCGAGCCCUGAAUAUUUUUUCUUAUAAAUUGUGCAGAUUACUUCAUGAAGGAGAUGGGGCCUUUUUCUGAGAUCUUUGCUAAUUUGGAAAGCAUGAACCGAGCUGUUAGCAAUGCUCUUGUGGAGUCGGCAAAGGUAAACAUGUAUUUUUUGUUAUUUAUUUUUCUUAUAGCAUACAAUGUAAGAGUUUUAGAUGUAGGCUUUAUUUAACAAUGAUUCCAUGAGCUUGUGUUGGAUAUGAGUUGGCUAUAAUCAUCUCAUAUCCAACAACUGCAAGUGGAAUAAUAAUUAUUGUAUCAUUAAAAACACCCCCAAAAUAUUGAGAAUUUUUCCUGACUUUAUUUGUAAAAAUAAACAAUUUUCAGCUUGCUUUUAAUUUUGAGCCGACGCAUACAGUUACCAUACAUGUAUUUGGAGAGCAUGGUAUAAUGGCUCAUAUACCAUGAUGGCUAAGCCAAUCAGAGCUCUAGAAUUGCAUUAUCCAAUGAUUCAGUUUUUAAAAAUAAACAGUUAUUAUUCCACAAGUGUGCAUUGGAUAUGAGAUGGAUAGUCACUGAGGUGUGUAGCGCCAAGGUGGCUAUAAUCAUCUCAUAUCCACAAAGUGUUAGUGGAAUAAUUAUUGUUUUAUUAAAAAAAACCACAAAAUAUUGAGAAUUCUUCGCGACUUUAUUUGUAAAAAUGUCCGAUUUUCAGCUUGUUUUUAAUUUUGAGCAGACGUAUACAGUUACCUUAUUUGCACAGCAUGGUAUAAUGGCUCAUAUACCAUGAUGGCUAAGGCAAAGCUCUAGAAUUGCAUUAGCCAAUGAUUCAGUUUUUAAUAACAGAUUGUUUUCACUGUCACACAACAAAAACUAAAUUGGAAACCAUCCAGUGGAAGAAGCCAACAAAGUGAAAUGUUAUAAAAGACUAAUAAAAACAAUUUGUCCAACUCUCAGGUCUUUGUGUCCCACAGUUUCUGAGUUAUUUGCCGAAACAUUUCACUCACCUUUGUAGAGCUUUGUACGGAGACGCCAUAUUGGUGCACCGUUUUGGCUGCCUGAAAUCAACAAAAACAUCUGGAGUUCACUUUUUUUAUAAAAGCUCUUUCUUUUCACCCAGGAACUAGCAUAUGUGCGCAUAAACAUAUCUGCUAAAAAUCAAGAGGAGACACUUUUUUUCUACGAGACAGCAUUCCUAUUUUGCUGUCACGCACUGUGAAAACUCGGAAGUUCAAAUUGCUGUAUUAAAAAAAAAUCGCUGUAUUUUUGAAAAGAAACAUGCUACGAGAAUGGAAACUUGUACAAAGAUUUACUUUUUGAUUAUCUUCAACCUAGUGUAAAUAAGAAUUCAUAAAACCUCGCUAUUUUGACUUUACAAUUUGCUGACAUCACUGUGAUAACCAUCUAUAGGAUAUACUUGCUAGUGAACUAAUAUUAACAGAAAAGGUCAGGAGAUUUUAAAUACUACUUUCCAGCAAUCUUAUUAAUAUUACACAAUCCUUGUUUUCUGAAUCACAACCUUUUUACAAUAAUCACAAGCCUACAUGUAGUACACUUACCAUAACAAUCAUUUUCCAGCUUCUCUGAAUCUCAUGACAACACCCCUGGUAGAUGUGAAAUGUUGUUUCAAAUUUCUGCCUUACAUCAAUUUAGUUUCCUUUCGUAAACUCUCCUUUGAUGGUCUUAGUUAGUAUGAUUCAUGAAAAAUGGUUUUUCCUUAUCUUAUUUUUUUUCAGGAAUAUCCUGGCAAAUCCUUUAUUGGGAAAUUCACUACAAGGUUUCUCUUAAAUGAGGUAAAAGCUAUUUUCACAUUAUAUCAAAAAUUACGAACCACUAACACCUUUUGGGCACUAUUUUUUUAAUGAUAAAUAACAACAUAUCCCCAUCCACUCUUCUCGCUACCUAGUCAUCUUAGUAAUCCUGUCAUUACUAGUCACCCUACUCCUAGUCACCCAAGCCUCCCUUGUCACCCAAGUCACCCUUGUCAUCCAAGUCACCCUUGUCACCCAAGUCACCCUAGUCAUCCAAGUAACCCUUGUCACCCAAGUCAGCCUACUCACCCAAGUCACCCUUAUCACCCAAGUCACCCUAGUCACCCAAGUAACCCUUGUAACCCUAGUCACCCAAGUAACCCUAAUCCCCCACGUCACCCUUGUCACCCUAGUUACCCAAGUCACCUUCGUCACACAAGUCACCCACGUCAUCCUAGUGGGUCAUCGGGACGACUAGUGUGAUUAGGAUGACUAGGGUGAUUUGGGUGACCAAGGUGACUACGGUGACUAGGGUGACUUGGGUGACCAGUGUGACUUGGGGGCUAGGGUGACUUGGGUGACUAGGGUGACUUGGGUAACGUGGGUGACUUGGGUGACUGGGGUGAUCAGGAUGCCUAGGUUGACUAGGAUGAUUAGGGUGACUUCUAGAACAUUUUUAUUUUUACAUUUUACAUUUUCUAUACGUGCGCCGAAUGUGGUAAAGACGUGAUGUCUUAUUUUGCAAGUAGUUUAAGUUACUUGGGAGUUAAAGUAAAGAAAUCCCUAGAGUCUUUUAGGAGGCAGUUUCGCUGCAUUUUAUACACAUUGUAUAUGCUGUAGUUAAUUUUUCAACUCAAGUAAUUUUUAUGUUUCCUUUGUUUCAACUUCUUACAUUUGCAUACCCAAAAGCAAAAGAAAAACAAAAGUUACCUAAGAUAAAAAAAUUAACGAAAUCAUAUUUAUAUAACUUCUUGUGAAUAUUAAUAGGUAUCAGAACAACUGGAAUAAUCAUGUUAUGAUAUUCUUAGAACUGGUGAUUGUUUCUUAUUCAUUCUGAUCAAGGAGUAGAACAAAUAAUAGGACACCUGCAUGUAUUAUAAAAGCAUUAAUAAUAUUGUUAAUAUUGUUAGUUGUUAAUAUGAUUCAUGACAUUGUGUCACCGCCAUAAUUUAUUGUUUUUUAAUGUUACACAGAUUCAGGGUCAAAUGAGUUGCCUUGAACAUCAUAUAAAUGCUGCAGUUGACAAGAUUGAUGAAGAUGAAACAAAACAAAGGUGAGUCUAACGAAGGGUGCAUUCUAUUAGCACAAUCUUGUCCGAGAUCAGGAUCUGAGAUAACAUGGAUCAGAGUUGGUACAUCAAAGGAAUUCGUUAACCCACCCUGGUAAGGGAUAUACUUCGGUCAGUUCAGUUGAUGUACCAUGAUCUGCAGUGAUCUCAUAUCCACGGCAAGGAGGGGAGGGGGACUACCACAUAAAACGGGAGCUGAGAUGCUCGUCGGAAAUUUUGAAGAAAACGCGUAAAGGUGACCAAUUUGGGCGUGGCCCAACCGUUUUUGACCUCCAAAAGAGACCAUUUUGAACUUUGAUUACAUGAAUGGAGUAAACAAAAUGAGUUGAAAAAUAUAUAUAUUUUUAUAUUUCUUCGCACACAACCUUUAUGGCUAAAUAUAGUGGCGUUUUGCCCAGAACAACCUAAGUGAGACCAAAAUCCAAAAUUUGCAUCACUAAGCGAGACGACAAGCAUCCCUGCCCCUUUCACAUGGGAGUCUCCCCUGGGCUCUGAUCACUAAUCUUGAGCCGGGUCACCCCAAAGGAAUGCACGCAAAGGAACUGGUCUAGAGACCUGACAAACACAAUUUUUGUUUAAUACAAACGGUAUACAUAUCUGAUGUUAUGAGGCAAAAUUUUUGCAUGCUGAUGGGUGCACUUAAUUAGCCAUGCCAAAGCAAAAAUAUAAUGACACCUACCAAAUUUAAUUGUGAAUAAAGACUUAUAAAUUUAAAUGAAGAUACGAUCGUCGCUGUCGUAAUUGCAAUUUAAGCAAUGGCAAAUUAACAGGAAAAAAAUUCCGGGACUGCAACGGGAUUUGAACCCAUGGCCUCUACGUUACCACUGCCUAAUGUUCUAAGAACAACAACAACAAGCUUUAUUUGCAGGACCAUACAUUACAUAUAGUAUUUCAAAAGCUAUUUAUAAGACCUAAAAUUUAAUCACUGGCCAAUUAAACUACUUUGUUAAUAAUUCGUCGCGAAAGUCGAAGCAAGCUGAAAUAUAUCUCAUGAAUUGUAAAUUAAUGUAGCAGUUAGAUGUGUUUUCUUCAGCUCAUUGAUCAAAACGUUCACGAGUAACUGGGUAACAUUUGGAAUCCGAUUCUUAACUUUAUUGUAAAAACUAUUCUUAAUCAAAGAGUUCUAGAACAAUUAAAAAGAAAGUGAAUUUGCUCUAACCAAUUGAACUAUGGAGACCCAUACAUUAGGAGCAGGUCAAUUUGUCGAGUUCAUCUUAACCCAUGAAUGGAAUGAAGCAAUGAAGAUGAUGUGAACUGCGGAAACACAAAUUUAAAUGAAGAUAUAUAUAAAUGGAUCCAGUUGAGGUCCCGAAAUUUUUUGGGGGUGUAAUAAUUUACAAUUACUUAAACUGCAAUUACAACUGCUAAACUGCGAAUAAAGAUUAACUCUGUAUAAUUAAGGUGCGGUAGCCCCUACAGCAGAAAAAAGGAAUUUCGCAUACGCUAAUAAAAUUUGGUAAUCUCAGCUAUAUAUCAUGGGGAUACAAACCUUCACCUGUUAUACAUGUAGCCACGGUACCAUUCAUCCUUUGACCUUACACUCAAGACUUGCUUUGUUGUCAUUUGAGAAGGCCUGAUGUCUGUCAAGCUGAAGUUACAAAUGUGAACAUUAGAGGAGGAAGGAUGAAGAGAAAAAUGCACUCAUUUUCACAGCAAACAAGUCUUGAUGGUAUGUAAAAUAAAAUUGUCAAUAAUAUUUAAACAAACGAAAAGGAGUAUGAUCCUCGCGGUUGAAUGAACAAUCUAUUAGGCAGUUGAAAAAGAACCUGAAAAAAAUUAGGCUUGAGUUUACUUGUCCCUGUCAAUCUUGAAAAUGUUCAGGUUCUUUUUCAGCCGCGUAGGCUGUGAGAAUCAUAUAUGCUUUCACAUCUUUAUCUUUAUGUAUUAGUUAAUUAAUGCGUUCAUAUUUUGUUCUUAACUAAUGAAUACAUGUACAUCAUUCUAUUCACGUACAGCAUCUCAGCAGGCAUUAAGACAUGGUUUGUCUUUAGAGGUUGAUAGACUAAAAGAGCUCAUCGGCAAACUUGAAAAUAAGGUACAGUUUUUCUAGUUAUUUAAUUUAUUUAUUGUUUUUGCAUUAAGUGGGAUUUACUUUACUUGUCGGCAUGGUUUUCUCUGAUUUUGUUCACGUCUUUGUACAUGUUUUUGGUGUGUAAUGGUGCUGUACAUGUAUUUAACCUUUUUAAUACAACAACUGUUAUAUUUUUGUUAACUAGCUGGCCUGUGAGCAAGCCCUUGGGGGGUGGCCAUAGGCAAAGAAAAAAGCAAGCGCUAGCUCUCAUUCUCUCCCGACACCUUCCCUACCCCUCAAGAGCUUGCUAGCAGGCUAUGUUUUCAUUGUUAAGUCUGAUACAUUUAACAGGUCAAGUUUGAUGUUAUCGAUGAAGAAGAAGUAGAACUUGGAAAUGAGCAGUUGGUAAAUAAAAUUCCAUUUAUACUUUGUCUAUUAAAAAUUUGUUAUCCCCGAAGUAUUAGUAUAAUACAGUGCAGGGCUGUCACUUUGUGACGGGGACCGGGGAUCUCCUCGGCUACUAUGAGCAUGACCCCGGCCCAAGCUUCUUUCGUAGGAAGCAAACACUUUUCUGUGUGGCUUUUCAGGUGGUUUUGGUGUCUAGGAAAUUCCAAGUUCAUUCCAAGGCAGGAAAGGCUUUUCGCUCGAAUCUGAAGAGCUACAUAGCGUCAACAUCAAUGGCAGAAGGCUGUUUGCAGUAAGUGCCUGGCAAUAUUAAAAGGGAGUUUAAACAACAACAUUUAAACGGUCACGGCUUCGAAAACGUCACUUAAAAAGUAAAUUUGGACUACCUCAAACUUUAUCGCGCUUAUUCCAACUCGUUCAAUUCGUCAAAUGUUGGCAGUUAUUUCUGGAGCUGAAUUCUAAAAGACUCUAUCAAAGUUCAGGAAAAGAAAAAGAAAGUCGUUGUCUUGUGUUCACGUCCACGAUAAAACGCGAAAUUAGGCACUUUCACGUUGUAGUCGUGCAUCGACGGCAAAAGAAUGUACAAAAAUCGUGAUGCACGUGUAAAGUUGUUGUUUUGCCAGUUCAAACCUAUUGCUUUAUUGCCGUUCUUGUUGCCGUUGCCGUCGCCGUCGUUGUUGCUUAAGCUCCCUCAUCAUUUUGACCCUGCUACGAGGCACAAACCCUGUAGCCUAUAAAAAUGCCUUGCAUGCAGGCUUUUAAAUCAGUUAGCAAAUGAUUAUUCUUCCCUUGAAAAUACAGAUAAUGUACGUUGAAAGUAAUCAACAUGAUCAUAAUUAUUUCCACCGUUGCAGCCUUGGUGUGCGCACAAUCACGGGAACAUAUACAUUUAUGGUUUAUGAAAUCUGGGCAAAUAGUGAGGAUUUGAACAGGUAAGAAAUGUUAGCAUAAUAAUUUAUUACAGUUAUGAAACCUCCAUGUCCAACCACCCCUUAUAAGCGACUGGCUUCUUUAUGGGAUCGUGUAUCCAAAACACCAAAAUCUUCCCAUUCCAAGUCCUAUACAGUAGUUGAGACUUAUCAUAAAAGACCACCCUCUUGUGUAAGCGACCCCAACCACUUUGACUUGCUCAGCGGGGGAAAAUCUUUCAAACCAAAUCCACAGUUACAGUCACGACUUCAUACCCUGGGUACCACAGGUAUUUUCUCGCAAGCGACGGAAAGCAUCGAAGUCAGCCAACAGCUGACACUUUCUCGGUAAAGGUUUACCCUGCCUCGCAGGCGCUUGGAAGAGCAAGAAAGAACUAGGUCGCAAGGGAGACCCGCGAGAGAAGAAUGAUUGGCUGGUUAGUUUUGUCAUUAACGCAAGUCUAUGAUAAAAAGAAUGCAAAUGGUGAUGACUAACCUUAAACAAAACACAUACACCAACCGAGAGUUUUGACAGGAACAAUGCAUUUAUGUUUCAUGCCGAUUCACUUGUAAUAUGGUAAGUUUUAGGUCACAUUUACGAGUCUCUUGGGGAUGGUAUUGGUCGAGUUAUGUAAUGCUUAUAGGCAUGUGUUUAAAAGCGCACCUUGCCUUCGAAGUGCUCUAUGAAUGACUUUGCAUUCUCUCUCCCGCCAACCGUUCCUUCUUGCGCCCAUUUAAUACUUCCAAGCGCCUGCUACACAGGCUAGCAGAAAUCACUGCCCAGUGGAUAAUCAUUUACGUUAUCCUGAAGAAAGCCCUACUCACCAUUUGAACAAAUGGAGCCACCUUGCGGCUUCACCGCUUGCCGCUAAGGUUUUACACCCGGUCACUCCACUUUCCGUUAAGUUUCGAAAGUAACGACCCUUUCAAAGGUGUUAGAAAAUCCCGGAAGUAGAGAUCCGCCCUUAAAUAAUGACCCUUCGAAAGUACCGACCUAAAAAGUAAUUUCCCUUUUUUGAAUGAAAUAAAGGAAAUAAUGGGCAAUCAAACUGAUCCGAAAUUUAUUUUUAACGAUUAUAAUGAUCUUUGUCAUUCCUAUUCAAAGGACACGACUAUAAAAUCUCUUAAAAUUUUAUAACAUUUUUUUCAAAAAUUAUUCUUCUCUUCUCUGAAAACUCGCACCGAAAUCAACCAAAUAAUUCUUUCAAAUUAUUAUUCAAAGCAAUAAAUUGAAAUAAGUUUCUUCAAUAAAAUGUGUGGAUGCAUGUUUUCACUUUUUGUGCGAUGUUAUUACCGUAACUUCGAACGGCUCGGCCCAUGUACAGUACACGUUUUAGCUACCCGCCAAAAGUAGCAGGAGAAGGCUGCUAAAUCCGAAAGUAACGAGGGUCGUUACUUUCGGAACUUUACGGUGGGGGACUGUUGCAUCUGGCUUUAGUUAUUAUUACAGAAUUCAUGGGCACAAAUCCAGGUGGAACUUAGCUUUUAUUUUACACGAUUCGUUUAAAUUUUCCAGCAAAAUAACAUUAUAAUUUUAAUACUUUUGUAAACAGCCACUUUUCUUCAGACACCUCUAAGAUGUUCAUGCGUGGUAACAUUGAUCACUUAGAGCAACCUGAAGAGUACCACAAGAUGGCUGUUCCUGGUAAGUUGAAGUUCCUUUGAAAUAUUAAACUUAAAUUCCUGAAUGAAAAUACGACCAUCAGGUUGCCAGGGAAUACCCUUACCCCCACCCUGUCAGAAGUUGUUAUCAAAAACCUUUGCCCCCACCCUGUCAUCAGUUGCCAGCGAAUACCCUUACCCCCACCCUGUCAGCAGUUGCCAGCAAAUACCUUUACCCCCAACCUGUCAGCAGUUGCCAGCAAAUACCUUUACACCCACCCCGUCAGCAGUUGCCAGCGAAUACCUUUACCUCCACCCUUGCUCAGUGAGACUCGGGAAAGCGCUCAUUAAGUACCGAGGUCAAAAUUUCUUCGAAUAUUCUUUCAGGAACAACAACCAUGGCGUGCCUCUACGUGCCUUGGUCCCGUGCAAAUGUUAUUGCGAGUGCAGCAUACAAACAAUUUUCUUCCCUAGUAGAGAGAGGCAAAAUGAGGUGUGAAAAUCCUCAGCGUCCCCUCGGUAGUUACAAUUAAACGAGCCAAUCAAAUUGGUUUGCGCGUUUGAAAAACUAUCAACCAAUCAACGCCCGAGGGUCAGAUCCUGACCCUGUCGUCAGCAUGAAAGUGAGAUUCGAGGCCAAGGUAACCAGAGGUUUUUCUCUCUCUCCUCGUCGCUUUCGCGACUCGUUGUCGCCGCUUCGCGGUUUGCUCUUGAUCUCUUUCGCGAAGAAAAAUCAAGAAAAACCUCUGGGACCAGGGUAUCGAAACGUCAAGUUUCUUUUAUACCGUAAAUUUUUCUUUUAAAACACUGUUUACGUUCUCUUAAAUUUCUAGCUUCUUGGUGGAGAGGAUCAACCAGCUAAACAACUCAGUCUCCAAAGAAUGCAGGCCUUCUUAGUAAUAAUUAAAGUAUCGUAGUCUUUAUCAGAUAUACAAAGCAAGCAUUGGUACUGAACUGGGUGGAUUGUCUCAGAAAACCGUGUGUCGGUUUUAUUUUAUAAAGUACGUGAUUUUAUUGACAAUCUUCCCAAAAAAUUCUCGCAGAAAACGGCAAAGUGAAAAAAAAAACAAAACAUAAAAAAUAGAAUCAGCCCGUGCCCCUCAUUGUAACACUCAGGUAGAUCUAAUAACAUAUUUGACGGGCGCCUGGAAAAAAAAGCACCAAGUGAUUUAUGAUUACACUGUUCGAUUCUCCUUUCAAAUAGUGUAAAUAGCAGAGAUCUAAUUAAUAGAAAAAAGAAAACUAUUGCACUUUCCGGCCUUUUUUAUUGUAUCAAUUAAAAUUAACUUUACGGCCACUUUCAAAUUACCAGUUACAUAUAUUUGAGUACAUUUUUCUUUGGUGGUGGAGUUUCAAUAUUUUACUUUUUGCAACACGAACUUUCUGCAGUUAAAUUAAAUCAAACGGAAGAAGAAACCUAACUGUCUACUGUCUACUUUAACUGCUUUGACCUACGCAUUGUAACUGUCUACUUAAAGAGGUGUAUGUUGAGAGAAAGUCGACUGUACUUCCCUACUUGAACGUGUUCAUUUAAUAUCGAUAAAUGAGCUUAACUUUCUUUUCACUUUUUUGUCUCUUUAACUUUGCAUCAAUAACAUCUUGACAUCAAAG
This is a messenger RNA of Porites lobata, 15353 nucleotides long. NCBI's taxonomy places the organism in Eukaryota, Metazoa, Cnidaria, Anthozoa, Scleractinia, Poritidae. The record is from the annotation of a GenBank genome assembly.